Messenger RNA from Pectinophora gossypiella (pink bollworm), 4839 nucleotides. RefSeq lists its product as uncharacterized. The record is from RefSeq and is a predicted model, not a curated record. The transcript has a single exon. The coding region runs from base 1 to 516 and encodes 171 amino acids. Lineage: Eukaryota; Metazoa; Arthropoda; Insecta; Lepidoptera; Gelechiidae.
AUGAUAGCUCUAGAACCAGAACAGUCGAUGCCGAAAGAGGUACCGAAAGUGGAGCCGACGAGCUCCCGGGCGCCUCUUCAGCGGGCAAGCGCUGUUAGUCAAAAAUCCGUCGAAAUUGUGGUCCACCCGGAGGGAUCCAAUAAUCCCUUGCACAGGUCAAAACUGGCCCCGAGUCGAUCGUCUUCGGAGACGCAGUCGACGGGGAAGAAAAUACUCAAUUUGAGGAAGACCAAAAAUUCUUCUAUAGAGAGUACGAUGAGUCUUCCUAACCAGAAGUCUUUGGAGAAGAAGCAUGGGAGUCUGCGACACCAGAAGACGAUCAGUGCACAUUCUGACGUCACCCUGAGCACGCAGCAGUCGAUGACUGACGACAGGAAGGCGCUCAGGGAAGCACUUUAUCAGGGUAUAUUUCACAGGCAUAGACGAACUAUAUUCGCUGUUGGUUCUUUCCUUAGAAUGCUUAAAUCCAAAACUUCUAAUUACGACUCGAUAAGAUCGGACUCCGAUGAGAUAUAGCACGAGUAGAGCGUAGUUAUUCCAAUUUUUUAUAGUAGAACAUGGUGCCACAGACUGAUCAACGGAUCGUGCUUUUGUAUGGAGAGAGUAAUCAAAUAAAGUGAUGAUUAUUAGGUACUUUGUAAGACUUUUAUUUUGUAUUGAAAUGUUCCUACAUUAGUUUGGAUAAUUGUUUGUUAACCCCGCUUGUAUUGGACGGCGAACUAGUAUACUUAGAGCUGUAUCAAUGGUUGUUAUUAUUUAUAAAUUGGUUGCGUUAGUGAAGUACACGAGCUAUAGAGUAACAUUGUAAAUCACCUAACUAAAAUACCUAAAGUAUAAAGCUGAGUUUGACGUCAAUAUUGGUAAGUAGAUAAAUAAAUACUUAGGUAAUUAACUAAAGUUAUUUGACGACAUUUUCAGUAAAACAAUACAGUCAAUAAGUAAAUAAUUUUAUAUUAUUUUUUAUGAAUCAAGUGUUUUUGAUUUGAAAUUCUAUGUUCCAUACUCGGUCUGAUACAAAAUCUAAGUACUCAUAGUGCCCUCUUUGGUACAGUCAUGAGCAAUAUCAUGUACCCACUUUAGAACCCUGUCGCACUAUCACAUUUGACAUUUAAUGAGGAUUACGGUUUAAUUUGUUAAAAAAGUUAAUGUGACAUGGUUGCAAAGUGUAUACAUAUUAGUACUCGUGACCGUACACUUCAACCGAUCAAAUCAAAUCAGUUUAUUUGCGAGAGCACACAAAAUACAAAAAGGUUGUAAAAUAAUUUAUAUAAGAGUGUUGUGAUGUUUUCAGCCUGCACACAGCGUACCUGGUCUACGAAUAUUAAAAAAAAUAAUAAAGGAAUGGUACGUCGAAAAGAACAUAACUACUUAUUGUCAUUAAAAAUUAUACUUAUUACAAAAUUUAACGAUAUUUUCUCGUGAAUUUAACGAUUCACGAUGUUAUAAAUAAAAAAAUGUCAAGUCAAUAGUACUUACUCUAAACCGACGAGCAUACGUCUUUGAUGAGUGAAAGAGUGCAACGACCACGGAAUUCCACUUGCUUACCCGAACUCCCGGUCUAAUAUAAAAACAAACCUACUUCCUUAAAGAUAGGUAUGUGUGGAAACCCUAAUGAUAUAACAUCUAUCAAGUACCAUUUUAAAGGCAAAUAGGUACACUGGUAGGUACUACCAUUCUGAUAAAAGCAAUGUGCCUAAUCUUCUUCCAUUGCAAAUAGAAACAUGAAUUAUUCUGGCAAAAUUGGUUUGUCAUUGACAUCGAAUAGUAGAAGGUCAAUGUGUGUUUGUGUAGUGUUUAUUUAAAUUGAUGUUCUUUCACAGUAGGUACGUAAGCAACGUAACGUAAUAGUGUAAGUCGGAAUUUUAUUUUCACAGUAGGACCAAACCGCUUUUUAAAUAAGAAGAAAAUCCAUAAGUAUUUAUAUAAAUAGUGCCUAGUGCACUCUCAUAGACUUAAAACCUAACUAAUGAGUGAAAAUGCUAUUAUGCAGAUUUCGUUCUACAGAUUUAACCUCAUAAUUUGUCGUUGCUCAGGUGCCGUACAUAAUUAUUUAAAAAUAUAAUGUAAUGGCUGAAGUACUUAAGUUAAAAUUUCCAGUAAGUAUUUAUUUUAAAUAAAACAUAGAUCAUUCGUGAAAAAAUCAACAAAAAAAUCAGUCAAACUUUCCAGUCUUGUAUAUUUUGUAUAUUUUUCAUUAAUAUUGUUUACCUGACAAACUUUUUUAAAGUGAUUGAAAAGCACUAUUGAAGUUUAUAAAGAAAAUGACAAUCGAUUUAUUUUUUCAGUUAGCGUCCGUGAAACUUUGUAGACACAUCACUAAAAAGUCAAUGACGUAAAAAUACAGCACGGCAACCUAAUGAAUCGGUUCAAUGCCGUAGGGAUGUUAAAUGUAAAAAAAUAAAGCAUAGCUACUUACCUAUUAUUAUUUGAAACGUAAAGGAUGCAUUGGAAUAAUCAUAUUUCAUAUUUAUUAUUGUAAUCGUACAAAUUAAAAUAAAAUGUGAAAGUAUUUUUUGUAAUUUCACGUUUAUUUUACUUUACAAUUUUAUUAUGGAUAUGAAUCGUGAAUUAACAAUAUUUGAAAAACAAUAUUCAUAUUAAAAAUAUUUUACUCGUAAAAAAUAUGUCAGAAAAAGUACUUUUUGAGUCAAUCCUAAGUUUUUCUUUUUUUUUAUAUAAUAUGUAAUCGCUCCGCUACCGUCACACAUCCCUAGUAGAUAUUUCCAUAUUGCGUGACCCGGCACAGUCAAGGACGUAUGGCUGGUACAAUACAAUAUACCUGCCUGCUUACCUUGGCAUAUUGUACAGGGACGAUUGUCACUAGCGUUGUCGUAAAGAUCGCGUCAGAUUAACGGUAGUUAGCUUGAAUAAAUGGCUUUACAGAUUUAAUGGUGGAAUGUGUCAAAAUCGUAAAAUUUUCCAGCUUAAUCGACUUUGAGCACGACAGUAGCGCCGCCUAGCGUUCGAAACUAUUUGGGACUAUUCAAAUAGGUACUAAUGCUUUUACAACUAUAUAGUAUAUUAUCAUUAUUUAAAGUGGAAAAGUAAAUGAGUAUUGAAUUUAUUAAAUUAUAAAAAUCGCAGGAAAAAUCAAUGUAAUUUUGACAAUCACUCUAUUCGAAUUUAAUAACAUUUUUGCCACCGGCUGCGCGGGAUUUUCUUUGCAUUUUCAUACAAGAAAAACUCAAUUUAUAAUUUUUUAAAACCCUAAAAUUACCGAACCAAUUUCAAUUGUUAUUAAAAGCAAUGUUACUCUAUAGCCAGUCCAAAAUUAGACCAUAAGGUAAUUAAAAUUUCAUAUUAUAUUUACUUGAAUUGAAUGUUUUUUCAAAAUGAAAAAAGCUUGCACCAAAUAAUAAAAAUUUACAUAAUAUUUUAGUAGUUUUUGGGUAAUUAAUGAGUAAUAUUUAAAACAAAAAGUUAACUUAUUUUCAACGCACUGUAGUAGAAUGAAAUUUAGAAUUUUCAUGCACUAACAUUGAAUUCAAGUAAAAAUGAUGCUUCAAAACGAAUAUAUUAUAGAGCUUAUACGUAGUGAAAAAUAUCCAUUUUCAUACAAACAUACACAUAAAAUUAUAUAUUAUUAUAUACUCGAGUAGAUUUGUAUUUUUUUGCAUCAUUGGUAGUUUAGUGGUUAGUAGCGGAACAAUGGAUUGUUGAGACACAUUUUUGGAACAUUUUAUGAUGCACUUUUUUAUAUAUUUGUACAUCAAAAAAGAAAAAAGUUUUUUGUAAGACGUGCGCUGUUGUGAAGUGUAGAUUUUUUUAAAAGUAUGUUGUUGGCGGUGAAAACUAGGAUAAUACAAAAAAAAAAAAUUGUAUACAAGUAUAAGCAUUUUUUUAUUUUGAAACUUGCCAAUAACCAUCAGAAAACCUUUGUGUUUUUUUUUUAUAAAAAUGCAAUAUUUAAAACUGACCAAAGAAAAAAUUUUCACCGCCAAUAUUAUAAUUAAGUAUAUAUAUGUAUAUAAAGUAUACUAUGAGCUUUGUAAUUUUAUUAUAUAUAUAUAAGAUAUAAGUAGAUAGCUUUUUUACAUUAGUGAGUAGGCAACUUUAAUUUUUGAAAUAUAUAAUGAUAAUAAUAUGUAUGCGAAUUUUUGUUAAGGUUUAUAGGUAAUAAUAAUAAGUUUUUGUAUAUUUUUCCUAUUAAUACGUAAUUUUUAUUAAUAUUUUUAUACAGGGUGUUGGCUGUAAAGCAAGUAAUAGUGAUAUAAGUAUAUUUGACUUCUUAUUUUUCAACCUUAGGUCUUAUUCUUUUGUGUAAGUUACUUAUACCUAAUUGACAUAUUUUUUAUAUUUAUAAUUAAGUAUUUCAGUUUUUAAGAUUUUUUUUAUACGUAUUAUUCCAUCGAUCAAAAUAAAUGUAUAAAAAGUUUGUCGAUUAUAAUUAUAUUAUUAUAAUAAGAUAUGACCACCCUGUAUAAAUGGUUUUGUUAAAGUUUCUUAAGUAAGUCAAAAAAUGUUAACAAUUAUUGUUAAAUUAAUUUUAAACUUAUUACACAGUAGUAGUUGUUACUAACAAUGUUUUUUAUAAGUAAGCAAUUAAUUAAAAUACGUUACUAUUUGUUAUUUAAACUCUCUUAUUGGGUUUUUGAGAAAUAAUUUCAGACAGCAAAAAUUGGUUUAUGUAAUAGUAUAAGUAAGUUAUUAAAUUCUUAAACAAUUUUGCAAAUUUAGUAGGAACAUUCCUUAAUUUUAAAUCAAAAAAUGUCCGUUAAGAGUACAGUAAAGAAAAAAGACUGCGUGUAUAUUGAAAUUAUGAAAAUUUGCUGAAAAUGAAUGUCUUUUCUUUCUGUAACGAACUUUGAUUACGUAAAUACAUAACUGGCAUUAUUCCUA